AUGCUCGCCCUCACCAGCUGCACCGGCAAACUAGGCAAAGCAACCCUCAACGCCAUCACCACCCACAACCUCAUUCCCCUCCACAAACUCAUCAUCUGCACCUCUUCCGAUACCCAAGAUGCGAGAUGGGCCGACCUAAAAGCCCAGGGCGUCCAAGUCCGCGCCUUCAACUUCGACACCCCGGACCCCGCAGCAUUCAGGGGCUGCACCAAGCUCUUCCUGAUCUCCACCCCCAACAUCGCGAUGGACUUCAACGAUGCUGCCCCCGGCCAGGGGAGAGAGAAGGCGCACGUGGGUGCUAUUGAGGCCGCCGUCGCGGCGGGCGUGGAACACGUGUACUACACGUCGUUGGCUUUUGGGUCCCGUUCGGGUGCUGGGGUGAUGAGGGCGCACUUGCGCACCGAGGAGUUCUUGAGAGGAUUGGAGGGGACAGGAGUGAAAGUGACGAUCAUGAGGGAAGGACUGUACAGCGAGAGCUGGCCGUUGUAUUUGGGGUAUUUUGAUCCCCGAGGGGAUGAGAGGGGUGAAGUGCUUUUGGCGGGUGAUGGGAAGGUCAGUUGGACGGCGAUUGGGGACUUGGGGAUGGGGAGCGCUUUGGUGCUUGCUGAUGAGACGGAGAGGUUUGCGGGGAAGACUUUUUAUUUGAGUAGGAGUGAGGGUGCGAGGUCAAUGAAGGAGAUUGCGGCAUUGGUGGCAGAAGCGAGGGGGAAGGAAGCUAGUGUGAGGAUUGUAAGGAGGGAGGAGUAUGUUGAGUGCUGUGUGCAGAGGGGUAUUGAGAGAGCGUCCGUGGAAUGGUGGUCGAGUACGUAUGCUGCGUUGGAGAGCGGAGAGUGUUUGAUUGAGGAUCCGACUUUGGAGGGGCUGUUGGCUGGUAAAGGGAUGAAGUCGACGCCUGUCGAGGAGACGGUGAAACAGAUGUUGAAGAAUUGA
Molecule: messenger RNA, 930 nt
Organism: Drepanopeziza brunnea f. sp. 'multigermtubi' MB_m1
Lineage: Eukaryota; Fungi; Ascomycota; Leotiomycetes; Helotiales; Drepanopezizaceae
Source: RefSeq, a predicted model, not a curated record